Molecule: messenger RNA, 234 nt
Organism: Cladophialophora psammophila CBS 110553
Lineage: Eukaryota; Fungi; Ascomycota; Eurotiomycetes; Chaetothyriales; Herpotrichiellaceae
Exons: 1
Coding region: 1-234 (77 amino acids)
Source: RefSeq, a predicted model, not a curated record
AUGAUCAAGAAUCUAAUGCGACUACUCUUCAGUACUGGGUUCUCGUUUGAGAGCCACCAAGACGACGAUUUCUUCAACGAACCCUCGACCAUGCGGCCUCGACUGACUGCUGCAGCCGCCAAGGAGGAUGGUUCUACAGAGCACCUUGCGCCACUAUCCACAUCCUCGACAUAUCAGGUUGUCGCCAGAGGUCUUCCCGGCGCAAAAAUCCAUUAUGCGGCACCUAGUGCCUGA